This is a messenger RNA of Arctia plantaginis, 855 nucleotides long. NCBI's taxonomy places the organism in Eukaryota, Metazoa, Arthropoda, Insecta, Lepidoptera, Erebidae. The record is from the annotation of a GenBank genome assembly.
AUGGACGAAAAGGGAUGUCGUCUAACACUACACCACCAACAGAAGGUUUUUGCAGCAAAAGGAACCAAGAGAGUGCACUUUGUCAGUCAAGAACAUGCAGAAAAUGUCACAGUCGCUAUGUGUGUAAGUGCAACGGGCAACACUGUGCCACCUAUGAUUCUAUUUAAGGGCAAAAGGUUGAGACCAGAAUUUUGUGACAAUUUACCACCUGGUAGUUUAGUCAAAAUGGCUCCAAGGGGCAGUAUGACGACCGAACUUUUUGUUGAUUUCAUACACCACUUAGGGCAGAAUAAAUCUCCAGGAAAAUGCCUACUAAUUUUUGAUGGGGCCUCCUCACAUUUAGACGCAAGAAUCGUUGACGCAGCUGAUGCCCAUGAUAUUGUACUCUAUUGCUUGCCUUCAAAUACGACUCAUGAGCUUCAACCGCUAGACAAAUCGGUUAAUAAGUCGUUCGAACAUUUUUGGGAUGAGGAGGUUUUGUUGUAUGCAUAUCAGCAUCCAGAACGUAAAUUAACUAAAGUUCGUUUUACGAAAAAUUUUACAAAAGUUUGGUCUAAGUGCAUGACCAAGGACAAUAUAAACAGUGGGUUUAGAGCUACCGGCCUCUUGCCGUACGAACCCAGCGCAAUUCCUGAAGAAUCGUAUGCACCUUCAGUACUUACACUAAUGCCCGAUCCACAGAUGGCAAGUUCCUCAAGAAUGCCUGAUUCAGUUUCUAAUUCAUCACCUUCAAGAGAUUCUAUUCCCGGAAGUCCUGUUAUGUACACAAGAUGCGACAAUCAUUCGGAUGAAAAUUUUUCAAAUCGUGAGGAAGAGGACAGGAAUUUAUCACCAUCAAUUUUAAUUCACGAUUAA